UCCUCUCCGCACAGACAUGUACUUGCUCUCGGCAGUGAUGCUGUGCGCUCUGCUGCUGUGCGCUCCCGGAGCUCCAGCCGAAGACGCGCCCACCGACAGCCCGGCAGGUGACCCCUCAGGUGAGGAGGAGGAGGAGAUGCCUUCUGACCUGUUGAGCGCCUCCCCGGUCUGGGCCUCGAUUCUUGGCGCAACCGAACGCCACAAGGAGGAGUUUGAAGAGGAAUUCAAAGAAGAUGGCUUUAAAUAUAUUAUUCUGGAGCCCUACAACAACAACACCUUACUUCCAGCACGCUGCUCUCACUAUAACUUCAGCAAGGAGGCUUGUCUCCACAGGAUGUUUCACGGCCUGCUCAUUUACACAGUUCUUCUCAAGUAUGUGGAGAAGGAGUACCCCGGCAACUCAAUCUGCAAAGAGUUCAGAUACUACGGCGGCCUCCUGAUCAACCUGAUCAAAGGAAAGAUGAGACACCGUGGCCAGGUCACAGCGCUGACCAGCAGCCAGGAGGCGCAGCUGCUCAGGGACCUCGACCUCGACCCCAUCGAGUUCCGCAGAAAGAUGAUUGCACACAGCAUCCUGCGCCAGCUCCACUACUUCCUCUUAGAAGGCAAAACAGUGAUUACUAAAAAGGAGAUCAGGCAACGUCAGGCCAACAGAACUUUGACACCCAUCGCUUUCAACCAAAUGUUGAAAAGAUGAGUAUUAAAAAUGAGUUAUGAAGGAAUACCGCAGGGAAAGCGGGUGUUGCUAACUCUGUUACUGUCUUCACAAGGUUUUAUUUUUGUUUCUAGGGGGGAAAUGCUCUGAGUGCACCACCUAGAUGCAAUCUCUGACUGUUUAAAUCUUAAAAAGGCACCAGGAAUUGAAUCUCCCACUAUUGCACAACUUAUUUAACCUAUUUAUAUUUGGCGAAAAAGUGUUAUUUAUUAGUCAUAGGAAAAUCCAUGAAUGUGGUGUUUCUUGCUCUA
Molecule: messenger RNA, 966 nt
Organism: Perca flavescens (yellow perch)
Lineage: Eukaryota; Metazoa; Chordata; Actinopteri; Perciformes; Percidae
Product: interleukin-6-like
Exons: 4
Coding region: 17-697 (226 amino acids)
Biological process (GO): cell differentiation
Molecular function (GO): interleukin-6 receptor binding
Source: RefSeq, a predicted model, not a curated record